GGCGGGCGAGAGCGGCGGGGGGCGGCCGGGGGCCAUGGGGCAGCCCCGCGGGUGACGAUGUCGGAGGGCCGGCACCGCGGCGAGGCGGCCCGGGGCCCCCCGCGGCCGAGCCCCCGCCGCGCCGUCAGCGUCUGCGAGUCGCUGGACCUGCAGGGCGUCCCCGCCGUCCAGGCCGCCCUCGGGGCCGCCCAGCAGCAGCGCCGCCGGCCCAAGAGCUUCUGCGCCGCCGGCAACGGGCUGGGGGCCGGCGCCCCGCUGCCCCCCGCCGCCCCCGGCCGGGCCCGGGCCGGGCUGCUGGACCUGCUGGGGCUGCGCUCGCCCCGCAGGCGGGAGGCGGCGGGGGGCGAGGGGUCGCCGCCGGGCUCGGGGGUCGGGGGCUCGCAGCGGGCGCGCCCCAGCAGCAUGACCUUCCUGCCCGCCGGCCGCCCGCAGCACCCCGCCGACGGCCCCGGCUUCCUGCGGGGAGGCUCGCUGUGGGGCAGCCGGCGCUGGAACCUGUUCGGGGGCAGCGGCCGGAGCAGCCCGAGCCCCAGGAAGAACCUCAGCGCCCUGCGCAAGAGCUUCAGCUUCCGCCUGCGGCGGGGCCACGAGCUGCGGCGCUCCGAGUCGGGGGGCCUGCUGCGCCCCGCGCGCCUCCGCACCAAGAGCGAGGGGGACGCCAGCUCCCUGCACACCUGCCCCAGCAAGCGCGACCUGCUGUACCCGGAGCUGGCCCGGGUCGGGGGCGGGCUGCACGCGGACCCCGGGCAGCCGGGGGGACUCUGGAGACUCCUCACGAGCCGCUUCCGAAGGCGAGAGCGCGGCGGCACCGGCGGCGCCUGCCCCAAGGAGCCCCAUGGAGGUGCUGACCCCGUCCUGCUGGGCAGUGGCCCACUGCGAGCCCUGGAUUCGUUUGUGAACAGCCAGGAAUGGACCCUGAGUCGCUCGGUGCCUGAGCUGAAGGUGGGCAUCGUGGGGAACCUGUCCAGCGGCAAGUCCGCCCUCGUGCACCGCUACCUGACGGGCACCUACGUGCAGGAGGAGUCUCCAGAGGGUGGCCGAUUUAAGAAGGAGAUCGUAGUGGAUGGUCAGAGUUACUUGCUGCUGAUUCGAGAUGAAGGGGGCCCCCCUGAGCUGCAGUUUGCUGCCUGGGUCGAUGCCGUGGUGUUUGUCUUCAGCCUGGAGGAUGAGAUCAGCUUCCAGACGGUGUACAACUACUACCUGCGGCUCUGCAGCUACCGGAACACAGCGGAGGUGCCGAUGGUGCUGGUGGGCACGCAGGAUGCCAUCAGCGCCACAAAUCCCCGGGUCAUCGAUGACUCUCGGGCACGGAAGCUUUCCAACGAUUUGAAGCGCUGCACGUACUACGAGACCUGUGCCACCUACGGACUGAACGUGGAGAGGGUCUUCCAGGAUGUGGCUCAGAAGGUGGUGGCUCUACGGAAGAAGCAGCAGCUUUCCAUCGGUCCCUGCAAGUCCCUGCCCAACUCACCCAGCCAUUCGUCUGUCUCUGCGGCCUCCAUUCCUUCUGUUCACAUCAAUCAGGCCACCAACGGCGGAGGAGCCUUCAGUGACUACUCCUCCUCUGUGCCCUCCACCCCUAGCAUCAGCCAGCGAGAGCUGCGGAUUGAGACCAUUGCUGCCUCCAACACGCCCACCCCCAUCCGCAAGCAGUCCAAGCGGCGCUCCAACAUUUUCACGUCUCGAAAGGGCGCGGACCCAGAGCGGGAGAAGAAGGUGCCGGAGUGUAAAGCGGACAGUAUCGGCAGCGGGCGGGCCAUUCCCAUGAAGCAGGGCAUUCUCCUGAAACGCAGCGGCAAGUCACUCAACAAGGAGUGGAAGAAGAAGUACGUGACAUUGUGUGACAACGGAGUCCUCACCUACCACCCCAGCCUGCACGACUACAUGCAGAAUGUCCAUGGGAAGGAGAUCGAUCUGCUGAGAACCACCGUGAAGGUACCGGGCAAGCGGCUGCCCAGGGCAACAACGGCGGCGGCGCCCAGCGCGAGCCCCAAGGCCAACGGGCUGGCAAAGGAGCGGAGCAGCACGCAGCUCACGGGAGGCACAGGUGCUCCCCACUCCACCAGCAGCACCUCCCUGCACUCGGAGCGCUCCAUCAGCGGCAUCAACCUGGUGGGCUUCAGCUCGAAGCCUGACGGCAUGCACCAGCGCUCCUACUCCGUCUCCAGCGCGGACCAGUGGAACGAGGCCGUGGCCAUCCCCGGCAGCUGCCCCAACCCCUCUAACGGCACCGCCGAUUCUCUCAGCUCCAGCCCGAACAUUUCCAACGCUGCCAGCCCCAAGCUGGAGCCGCCUCCAUCACCGCAUGCGAACAGGAAGAAGCAUCGCAGGAAAAAGAGCACAGGGACCACGCGGCCCGAUGGCCCCAGCACAGCAGCAGAAGAACCGGACGAGCCGUUUGAGUUCAUUAUCGUGUCCCUGACGGGCCAGACGUGGCUCUUCGAGGCCUCAACAUCUGAGGAGCGAGAGCUUUGGGUCCAGGCCAUUGAGAGCCAGAUCCUGGCCAGCCUGCAGGGCUGCGAGAGCAGCAAAAACAAGGCUCGGCUGGGCAGCCAGGGCGACGCGCAGGCCAUGCAGGCCGUCCGCACCGCGCGUGGGAACAGCUUCUGUGUGGACUGCGAUGCCCCCAAUCCAGACUGGGCGAGUCUGAACCUGGGCUCCCUGAUGUGCAUCGAGUGCUCCGGGAUCCAUCGCAACCUGGGCACGCACCUGUCCCGCGUGCGCUCCCUGGACCUGGACGACUGGCCCAGCGAGCUGCUCAUGGUCAUGACGGCCAUCGGCAACGCCCUGGCCAACGCUGUGUGGGAAGGGGCUGUGGAAGGCUACCCCAAACCCACCCCUGAGAGCAGCCGGGAGGAGAAGGAGCGCUGGAUCCGGGCCAAGUACGAGCAGAAGCUGUUCCUGGCUCCACUGCCCCAGUCGGACAUCCCGCUGGGGCAGCAGCUGCUGCGGGCAGUGGUGGAGGAUGACCUGCGCCUCGUGGUGACGCUGCUGGCACAUGGCACCAAGGAGGAGGUGAAUGAGACCUACGGGGACGGAGACGGGCGCACGGCACUGCAUCUCUCCUGCGCCAUGGCCAACGUGGUCUUCACACAGCUGCUCAUCUGGUACGGGGUGGAUGUGAAGAGCCGGGACGCUCGGGGCCUCACCCCGCUGGCCUAUGCCCGGCGAGCCGGCAGCCAGGAGUGCAUCGACAUCCUGCUGCAGCACGGCUGUCCCAGCGACAGCGCCGUCACCACGCUGACCCCCAGCCUGCCCCGCCGCAACACCAACGCCAACAACAACGCCUGCACCACGGUGCUGGCUGAGCUCGGCUCCAGCCCCAGCGCCGUCUAGCUCCCCUCAGGCCCUCCACUCACCGUGCGGCUCCUUCCAGCCCUGCUGGCGUCCAAGGCCACCAGAGCACGUCCAAGGGGCCGCUCGCUGCACCCGCCGUGCUCAUCCUGCGCCAGGCCCCCUGUUCUGGCUCGGGCAGCCAGCAGCACACUACUCUUUGCCUGGGUCCCGUGUAUUCUGCCUGUGCAGCUGGAAAGGGGGAGCUGUGCAGACCCAGAGCUGUCAGCCUGCAGAGGUGCCCCACAGCCGCCAGGAUGGGGGAUUCAGUACACCCUGUUCUCAUGACCGGUACAGGGGGAGGAGAGGCGGUUUCUGUGUGCCUCCCCACCACCACACUCACUUGUAGAUAGUGCAGUUUGGGGAUGCUGCCCUCCUGCACAGCCGGUACUGGGGGUGGCGGUCGCUGCACCUGCUCUCUGGGCAGUAGGGCAGCUCGGACACGUCCCUCCUGCCCUCCUGUGCUGUGCACCCCAGUGCGGGGGGGCAGGUGGGGGCAGUGGUAGGUGCACGUUUCUCCACCACCCCCAUUUGUUCCUCUAUGCUUCUGGCCAGUAGAGGAGGGAUCCCCUCGCUGGUACCGCUCCCCUGCGUGCUGAUGUAAAGGGAGCAUCUCUCUCAUGCAAUCCCAUGGACAUCGACCUUCCCAGCCUCCCUGGUGACCCAGAAGGGCAAGAGGAUUGUCACCCUGGGCCCCCCAGCUGUGUCUGUCUGUCUGUAGAGUCACUGUCCCUCCAGGUUCAAGCCCCAAAGCCAUACACAGUGUCUCCAACAGCACAUCCCCACUGGCUCCUGCUGCUGCCCAGGCGGGGCUGGACUCCGGCUGAGCAAGAGGAGAGAGGAGAUGAGCAUCUCCCUUGUUUUUGGGCCAAGCCUGCAGCUGAGCGCUGGAAUUUCCGAGGCUUUGGACGCUGCUGUGGAACGUCUCCAUCACUCGUGUAUAAAAUGUACAUUGGAAAUAUUUAUAUGGACACUCUGUAUAUACUGUUUCUUUGCCAUGAAUUGCCCUGUGUGUGUUACCUGCAGCAAAGGAGAUAAAGGCCAAUAAAGCAACCCACCUCCUGCCA
This is a messenger RNA of Anas platyrhynchos (mallard), 4400 nucleotides long. RefSeq names its product ArfGAP with GTPase domain, ankyrin repeat and PH domain 3 (gene AGAP3). Gene Ontology annotation, cellular component: nucleus. Lineage: Eukaryota; Metazoa; Chordata; Aves; Anseriformes; Anatidae. Gene Ontology annotation, molecular function: GTP binding; GTPase activity; GTPase activator activity. Gene Ontology annotation, biological process: activation of GTPase activity. The record is from RefSeq and is a predicted model, not a curated record.